GGUGGUUAAUGUCACUCCGGUACCUGGGGACUUGCUUCGUGAGAACACUGAGGAUGUCCUACAGGGUGAACAUCUGAGUGAUCAAGAGAAUGCUCCUCCCAUCCUAUCAGGCCGGCCUGUGGAAGGUCUUGGGCAGGCUCCAAACACUGCUUUCAAUGAGGCUGAGGUCUGGGAAGAGACAGAUGUGAAUCGCAACAAACUCAGGAUCAGCAUCAGCAAAACUCAGUGCAUGGUGGAAGAGGAGCAGAGAAAUGGCGUCUGCCCCAGUUCCCCUGUCCGAGUGCCUCCGGAGUCCCCCACCGCACAAGUGCGCUCCCUCAGAUACCGCCGUGUGAACAGCCCGGAGUCGGAACGCCUCUCCACUGCUGACGGCAAAGCAGAUCUACAUGAAAGAAGAUCUCGAAUGGAUUUACCUGGCUCUCCAUCACGGCUCAUGUGCUCCUCCCAGCCAGCCCAGAUGCUCUCCAUUGACACCGGCCAGGCUGACCGGCAGGCAAGUGGCAGGAUGGACGUGUCUGCUUCGGUGGAACACGAAGCUCUCAGCAACGCUUUCCGCUCAGUGCCGCUCGCGGAGGAGGAGGACUUUGAUAGCAAGGAGUGGGUUAUCAUUGACAAGGAGACAGAGCUGAAGGACUUUCACCCAGGUGCUGAGCCAAGCACCUCUGGAACCACAGAUGAGGAGCCUGAGGAACUAAGACCUAUUGAAGAGGGUGAGGAGAGAAGACGCUUGGGGGCAGAUGCUGCAGUCAGGCCGAAGACGCACGAUGGGCGAAGUCGGGGUAUGCAGCCUGUGACUGAGGAGGACAGCUCCCACAGGCAUGAAGGACCUUCUCAAACAGUAUCUGACAGUAAACAUGAACAGCAGACCGCAAGUCCAGCUCACUCCCCCUUACAUUCAGCACCAGCUAUCCGACAAAGGAGACGAGAAUCUGAACCUACUGGUCCUCAGAGACAGUUGGAGGAGGACAGGCCUUCUCAGCACUCCCUCCCGAGGUACAGCCCCCUGAGAAGACUGGCGUCCUCCGUUUUCUCCUCCUCAACCCUGGAGACAGAACACUACCCUCACGUUGGUGGCACUUUCAUACAGCGCAGCCGUUCGGCGGAGAGCAGCCCCGUGCGCAUGCCCCACCGCAGGCACAUGCCCCUCACGGCAGGAAACCACAGACUCAUGCCUUCCGUCCUCCGCAUUUCCAGGUCCCAGCUCCAGCAGGUGUGGGCCCGCUUCACACACAAAACAUAG
Molecule: messenger RNA, 1240 nt
Organism: Pterocles gutturalis (yellow-throated sandgrouse)
Lineage: Eukaryota; Metazoa; Chordata; Aves; Pterocliformes; Pteroclidae
Gene: TTBK1
Product: tau tubulin kinase 1
Exons: 4
Source: RefSeq, a predicted model, not a curated record